Trypanosoma cruzi is the source of this 2103-nucleotide messenger RNA. RefSeq lists its product as uncharacterized. NCBI's taxonomy places the organism in Eukaryota, Euglenozoa, Kinetoplastea, Trypanosomatida, Trypanosomatidae. The transcript has a single exon. The record is from RefSeq and is a predicted model, not a curated record. The annotation marks the transcript as partial.
AUGUGCGUGAUUCUGCUGCUGUGCUGCGUCAGUGCUGCGCUGCUGCGCUGCGAGGCGGCUGUUGUGCGGUACGACGUGCAGACUGUGCGUGCGAAGAAGGUGGCCGCCCUUCCUGAUGAUCAUUGGGCGCGGUACGACGAGACCGUGUUUGAGCGUGGGCGUGGCUCCUUCGUCUCUGGCUACGACGACGCGCCGUACUUUGAGCCGAUGAACAUCUCGUCGCCGUUUUUCAGCCGCGACUCUGUGCCGUGGCAUGUGUCUUCGGACGGCUUUCUGGCGCCGACGCCAUCGCCACUGUGUGCCUUCUUCUGCUCGGAUUCGGCGCCAGACACGCUCUUUGGGCAAUACCAGUUCGGCGACGCGAUUUACGGCGGCGGCGGCGACUGGCCGAUGAUCGGGCUGUACGUAGCGGAUCUAAACCCCUCGGCUGCACGGCUGUCGCCGAGUGUCCGGGUGCACGGCGUGACGGGCGCCGACGGCGGCCCGGGGUACGAGCGUGUGACUGUUGAGUACCGCGAUGUGCCGCUGCCUGCGUGCGUGGCGCCGAGGGACACGCUGACGGCGCAGGUGGAGGUGUGGGCCAACGGCACCAUUGUGAUGCGGUACCGACAGAUCCCCGCGUGCGGCCGCGCGUCGGUGGGUCUCGUGCUGUCGAAGGGCGAGCGUGUCGUUGCGACCGCCACGCCGCGUCCGAACGGCAUUGCUGCGAUCCGGUAUGACCCUGUUGUGGACGUGUGUGCUGCGUUUUUGAGCCACUCGGCGUGCGUCAAUGCGGCGGACUUGUGCGGGUGGUGCGCUGCGACGGGAGCGUGCGUGGCGACGUCGCUCGCGUCCAGCUGCUGCCCGCGCGGAAGCUUUCGGACGGCACCGCCGCCCUCGCCGGUGGGCGGUGACUUUUACGUGGUUGCUGUGGAGCAGGGUGCCGAGCUCGUCCGCCUCGCCGCGCUGCGUGGGCACGUGCGCGUGGUUCCGGCGGGUCAAUCUUUGCAGCUGGACAUGGGGUUUGACUUCCCCUUCUACACGAGGGACCAGGCGUCGCACGUGACGAACACGACGCACCUGCUGUCGUCCGGCCUCAUUUCGGUGUUUUCUUCGACGCAGCGGUGCGGACCCAUAUGGAACGUGUGCCCCGACGGCAACUACACCUUCGCUGCCAUGCCGUUCGUCACUGCGGGGCUGUGGGGGCCGGGGACGUCCAUCACUUAUGCGCGUCUCCCCGAGCGCACGGGGGCAGAUGUGCUUUGCGAGCGGCCGCGGUGCCCUCCGGGGUUUGUGGUGGAGGUGGCCAACACGUCCUCCUUUGCGUCUUUUGCUCGUUCCUCGACGUACCAGGUUUACCUUGACGCGAGCGGUGCCGUGGAGUUCCGCUACGGCCUGCCCGUUGCGACCUCGAUAGCGAGCAGCCCCGUGCUGGGCUUCUUCGCGUUCCCGCCGCCGUUUGUUGGCCUCUUCCGGUACCGCGUGGAGGACCCUGCCACCGUCACCGUUCCGCCGUCCCUGAUUCGGACUGGCACGCGGGUCCGCUUUGAUCCCACGGGGAGGUGCAACGACUGCGGACGCCAUGGAACAUGCGACCCCGCGUCGGCCCGAUGCGUGUGCGAGACUGGAUUCAGCGGCGAUGGAUGCGAGCGGUGUGUUGCGGGGUACUACGGCCCGGAAUGCCUCCCGUGCCGCCGCUGUAGGAACGGGGGGGUAUGCGACGAUGGCGUGAACGGGACCGGCGUCUGCAGGUGUCGUGAGCCGUUCAGCGGAGUGGAUUGCGCGGUGAGGUGCGAGGGGCCGUUCGACUGCAGCCACUGUAACCCGCGUGGUGGGUACUGUGAGUGUGGGGAGUGCCGGUGUGAUGCGGCGUCCGGGUGGGGCGGUGCGGACUGCGACGUGGCUGACGACCCCUGCUGGCGCCACUCGUUCGACGGGUGCGAGGUGUGCAACAAGGAUACGAGGAACGGCUGUGCCUUCUGCUUCGACGACAUGUGCUACUCCACGCUUCUCAAGGACACCCCGAACGGGCACGCGUGCUCGUACCCCGCACCUUCUGGCGACGCGUCCCGCUGCGUCCCAGCGGUGCAGGUGGAGGUGCACUGGUUUGAUUGGGGCUACGUC